This is a messenger RNA of Thermothelomyces thermophilus ATCC 42464, 1539 nucleotides long. RefSeq lists its product as uncharacterized. Bases 519 to 1442 code for a protein of 307 amino acids. Lineage: Eukaryota; Fungi; Ascomycota; Sordariomycetes; Sordariales; Chaetomiaceae. The transcript has a single exon. The record is from RefSeq and is a predicted model, not a curated record.
GGCCAGCUGCCCGAACCCCCAAUUUCAUAGGGCCGGCCACCCUCCGAGGCCGAACUCCAACAGGAGCGAACGACCCCCCAGCAGCCCCCAGAGCACCAGUAAUCUCUUUUUGUUCUCUCUUCCGGAAUCAUAUUACCCAGAUGCCGGCCGUCCACCAUCCUCUCGGUGACAUCGCCAGGGAGAGAGGGAUUCCGAGCCGCCACUACCCCAUUUCAGUAAGCACGCAUAUAUAUUUCGCAGUCGCUUUCCUUGCCCUAUUACUAGCCGUUGUUCGCUUCCUGGUUAGGCGAAGUGGUGUUUCACACGCUUCAAUUACCGGCUUGCACUCAUUCAAAGCCAAGAACUGGCCGAGCAGCACCUCAACCACGCCAGGUGAAAAGAAGAACGAGCAGCCGACCGAGUCCAUCACUGCCCCCGGUCGUCAAGGUCAACCGUCGCUAUUGGAUCCGGUGUGGGGUUUAUUAGUGCGUUUCAAAGCUGUGGCCAGCCAGCUUGGGCCUCUUCGCGGGUCGCCUAUAAUGGAUCAGGGCAAAAGCGGGCUGAAGGAAGAUCAUCACCCAUGGUCAGCACUGGCGCCAUCACGUGGCGUCAGCACCAAUGCUUCCCAACAAGCCCGCGACCCUUCAACCACAGGCCUGAGCUCUGUGGGGUUGACGGCGUGGACAAGCCCCAGCCGGAGCAACAGUCCCAUUUUUGGUGACUUGGAGGAAGCGGGGGUGGAGGGAGGCGAUGGAGGAACAGGUCUGCACUUUGAGGACGAGCAUUUCCUCCCGGCGCCGGACUCCUCUUGCCCUGGCACGCGCGUCACGGUUCCCCGGCGUUUUUCGCGCCCGCCUCCUCCACUGCCCCUUACGCCGCCCACCCUUCAUGGCAGCCUCUUCCCUUUUGAAGACCGCCAGCCUAACUACGCUGCCUCAGUACCGCCUACCGUCGGCACGAGCUUUGUCCACCGGUCAGAUUCGGCGCCUGGUGUCGCUUCCAGCUCGGCGAAUGUCCUCGUCUACAGCCUGCAGAGCUCAACAACCCUUCCUCAGCGUCGAUCGUAUACCAAGAGUGUCCCCAUUGGCGUUCCUGUCUCAACCGCUACAGCCUCUGCGUCUUCAUCCACGAAGGCCGCGACGUCCGACGGUACGUCUACCUCUUUCUCACCUUCGAGUUACCCGCCAAAAUUGCCCCUCCUCCCACCGCCGCCACCAUCGGCGCCGCCAGAGUACGUGUUUGUGGGGGGUCCGGGCGGUCCAGGGGUUGUCCUGUCCCAGCAAGAAAUCAGUCUGCAGGGGGAGAUCCUAUCCGUUGUUGACAGUGCCGGCCACGGGUGGAAACGACACACGAGGGUAUAUGGCGGCGGUGUUUGUCUUGCGUGCAUUGCGGCCGCGGCAAGAGACGGUGGACAGGGCGGGUUCUACGGGGAUAAAGUGCCGCUUGAGGACCGGCGAUACUAGCAAUCCAAUCACCGCUUCUGUCCGCGAGUUUCGAAGGAACGUGCAAAAUCCAAAAUUUGAUGAUGUGCCCCGAGGCACAGCCGAAACCCUCUUCCCU